AUGGAGAGAAUGGAUACAGCACAUUCGCCUUCGUUAAUAGGCAAAACAUGUACAAUUCAACAUAAUUCCAUCAAUCGAAAUAAUCAAAAUGAAAUUAGUAGUAGCACAACGAUUGACAUGCUUAAAGAUUGUUGUAGUAAUAAACUUGUUAAAACAUCAGAUAAACAUGCAAAAUUUCUAUUAGAAAAUUUAAAUUUAUUAAGAAAACAAAAAGAAUUAUGUGAUGUCAUUUUGAUUGUUCGUCAAAAUAAGAUACCAGCUCAUCGCGCUAUUCUUUCCGCAUGUAGCCCAUAUUUUAGAGCAAUGUUUACGGGUGAAUUAGCUGAAAGUCGACAAACAGAAAUAAUCAUUCGGGAUAUUGAAGAAUAUGCGAUGGAAUUAUUAAUUGAAUAUUGUUAUACGUCAAGAAUUGUUGUUGAUGAAAAAAAUGUUCAAAUGCUAUUACCUGCAGCUUGUAUUCUCCAGAUUGAAGAAGUUCAAAUAACAUGUUGUGAAUUUCUUCAAAAACAACUCGAUCCAACAAAUUGUUUAGGCAUUCGAGCGUUUGCAGAUACACAUUCAUGUCGAGAACUUUUACGAGUCGCUGAUCGUUAUGCACAGCAACAUUUUAUUGAUGUGAAAGAAAGUGAAGAAUUUUUAUUUUUACCAAUACAUCAAUUAAUUGAUAUUAUAUCCAGUGAUGAAUUGAAUAUGA
This is a messenger RNA of Rotaria socialis, 694 nucleotides long. The record is from the annotation of a GenBank genome assembly. NCBI's taxonomy places the organism in Eukaryota, Metazoa, Rotifera, Eurotatoria, Philodinida, Philodinidae.